Entelurus aequoreus (snake pipefish) is the source of this 2731-nucleotide messenger RNA. It is a transcript of the gene cetn2, whose product is annotated as centrin, EF-hand protein, 2. The coding region runs from base 337 to 861 and encodes 174 amino acids. Gene Ontology annotation, molecular function: calcium ion binding. The record is from RefSeq and is a predicted model, not a curated record. Gene Ontology annotation, biological process: mitotic cell cycle; centriole replication; nucleotide-excision repair. The transcript has 5 exons. Gene Ontology annotation, cellular component: centrosome; centriole. NCBI's taxonomy places the organism in Eukaryota, Metazoa, Chordata, Actinopteri, Syngnathiformes, Syngnathidae.
CGAUCAAUGCGUUUGAUUGUACUCACCGCGUGCACCUCUUUUAACCAGCCAUACCAUCUGAACGGCAUUCGUGUUCCAGGCACCCCAAGGUGGACAAAACAAGCGCUUCCACGGACAGCAGCUGCUAAAUCGAGAACGCUAACGUAGGGGAGAAAAAAACCCAAUUUCAUUUAUUUACACAUCCGCCGCUGUUCUGUUAUUUUUUUAUGUUUUUAGGAAUAUAACAUACAAGGCUGGUGUGUGCAGCUAAUUUAAAAGUGUAAAGCGGUGUCAUACUUUCAUCUUUACUAGGGACGCCUGGGUAUAAACAGCAGAUUCGCUUUGCCCACACAACUGAUGGCGUGUGCCAAUAAGAGACCAUCCUUACAGGGACCGGUGCCUCCUCCUCGCAAGAAGACAGCACUCAAAGCUGAGCUGACUGAGGAGCAGAAACAGGAGAUCAAAGAGGCCUUUGAGCUCUUUGACACAGAUGGAUCUGGAUACAUUGACGUUAAAGAACUCAAGGUUUCGAUGAGAGCUCUGGGCUUUGAACCCAAAAAAGAGGAGAUUAAGAAGAUGAUCGGUGAAGUGGAUAAGGAUGGCACGGGAAAGAUCUCCUCUGGAGACUUCCUCAGCGUCAUGACACAAAAGAUGGCUGAAAAGGAUUCCAAAGAGGAAAUACUAAAAGCCUUCCGCCUAUUUGACGACGACGAAACCGGCAGGAUCUCCUUCAAGAACCUGAAAAGAGUCGCCAAGGAUCUGGGAGAGACCCUCACAGAUGACGAGCUGCAGGAAAUGAUUGACGAGGCGGACCGAGAUGGAGAUGGAGAAGUAAACCAACAGGAGUUCCUGCGGAUUAUGAAGAAAACGUCCCUGUAUUGAUGGAAGUCUAUAUUCCUGACAAAACGGUUUGACACGGAAAGCUGCUUUUAGAUUUCAUUCUCUCGCAAUUGUCCAUUUUACUUUUAUCAUUACAAUUGUUGCGACGUGUCAGAAAUGGAAAUUAACUUUAAACAUAUAUUUAAAGGCCUACUGAAAUGAUUUUUUUUUUAUUUAAACGGGGAUAGCAGAUCCAUUCUAUGUGUCAUACUUGAUCAUUUCGCGAUAUUGCUAUAUUUUUGCCGAAAGGAUUUAGUAGAGAACAACGACGAUAAAGUUCGCAACUUUUGUUCACUAAUUAAAAAAAAGCCUUGCCCGUACCGGAAGUAGCGUGACGUCGCAGGCUGGAGGGCUGCUCACAUUUCCCCAUUGUUUACAAUGCAGCGAGAGAUUCGGACCGAGAAAGCGACGAUUACCCCAUUAAUUUGAGCGAGGAGGAAAGAUUUGUGGAUGAGGAUCGUGAGAGUGAAGGACUAGAAUGCAGUGCAGGACGUAUCUUUUUUCGCUCUGACCGUAACUUAGGUACAAGGGUUCAUUGGAUUCCACACUUUCUCCUUUUUCUGUUGUGGAUCACGGAUUUGUAUUUUAAACCACCUCGGAUACUAUAUCCUCUUGAAAAUGAGACUCGAGAACGCGAAAUGGACAUUCAGUGACUUUUAUUCCCACGACAAUACAUCGGUGAAGCUCUUAAGCUACUGAGCUAACGUGAUAGCAUCGGGCUCAAAUGCAGAUAGAAACAAAAUAAAUAAACCACUGACUGGAAGGAUAGACAGAAGAUCAACACUACUAUUAAACUGUGGACAUGUAAAUACACGGUUAAUAAUUUCCAGCUUGGCGAAGCUUAAAAAUGCUGUUGCUAACGACACCAUUGAAGCUAACUUAGCAACGGGACCUCACAGACCUAUGAUAAAAACAUUAGCGCUCCACCUACGCCAGCCCUCAUCUGCUCAUCAACACCCGUGCUCACCUGCGUUCCAGCGAUCGACAGAAGGACGAAGGACUUCACCCGAUCUUCCGUGCGGUCGGCGGCUAGCGCGUCUGCUAUCCAAGUCAAAAUCCUCCUGGUUGUGUUGCUGCAGCCAGCCGCUAAUACACCUACAACUUUCUUCUUUGCAGUCUUCAUUGUUCAUUAAACAAAUUGCAAAAGAUUCACCAACACAGAUGUCCAGAAUACUGUGGAAUUUUGAGAUGAAAACAGAGCUUUUUUGUAUUGGAUUCAAUGGUGUACCAAUACUUCCGUUUAGCUAGUGACGUCACGCGCAUACGUCAUCAUACAUAGACGUUUUUCAACCGGAAGUUUAGCGGGAAAUUUAAAAUUGCACUUUAUAAGUUAACCCGGCCGUAUUGGCAUGUGUUGCAAUGUUAAGAUUUCAUCAUUGAUAUAUAAACUAUCAGACUGCGUGGUUGGUAGUAGUGACUUUCAGUAGGCCUUUAAAAUCCUAUCUAGGUCGUUGUACAAUCACAACAUUGCUGUCAAGUUAACAGACUCUCUGGUUCGAUACCGCAUACUGUUGUGAAGAUUACUGUAAUUUGUCAAAUACUCUCAGUGCCUGCAUUACAAUCGUACAACAUUCUUAAAAUAAUACCGGCAUAUUUAGUUUGUACAUUAACUAGUAUGAACUAGGCAUGCUGUCAAGACAAAGUCAGUGAUAGAGCAUAAUACAUCUUUACACAUCAUAAGGAAGCUUUGCCAUGAUGCGCACAAAAUGAAAAUAGCAACACCUUCACAGAAUAUAGAAAAUUACAUGCCAAUUGUCUCUUUCCAAUAUGUUACAGUAUGAACAUGGCUAAUCUUUUGAAUAAUACAUAGUGUUUUGUCUGUAUUUUUGAAUGUUUUGUAUGUUGUACAGUGCAUAAAAAAAUAUACAAAUAA